Messenger RNA from Sphaeroforma arctica JP610, 2675 nucleotides. RefSeq lists its product as hypothetical. The record is from RefSeq and is a predicted model, not a curated record. The transcript is spliced from 10 exons. Gene Ontology annotation, biological process: amino acid metabolic process. NCBI's taxonomy places the organism in Eukaryota, Ichthyosporea, Ichthyophonida. The coding region runs from base 6 to 1709 and encodes 567 amino acids. Gene Ontology annotation, molecular function: carboxy-lyase activity; pyridoxal phosphate binding.
CGACUAUGUACAUACAGCCUAGGGAGAAUAUACCUCGAUAUAUAAUAUAUUACACGAGUCGAACAUCCAAGGAAACAGCACACUACCAUCACAUCUGUACUAGCGAUAGAAACAAUAUGACAGCCACCUCUAGUUCUAGUAAGAGAACCUCGUCUCGAGGAUUUGAUGUGGAGAAAUUCAGACAUGAAGGCCACGCAAUGGUGGACUAUAUUGCAGACUACUUAGACGCACUGAACACAAAGACUCCGAAUAAGACAUUCAAAGAAGUGCUGCGUGUCAGACCCGAUGUUGAGCCCGGAUUUCUAGAUUUGGAUGUGGAUAUGAUGGAGAACGGCGGCGAAUUCGCUGACGCACUCACUGAAUUCCACACUAAGGUGAUGCCUGGUGUUCUUCACUGGCAAGACCCUAUGUUCAUGUCGUAUUUCCCCUCCCAAAUGUCGUAUCCCGCUCUCCUCGGCGACUUGCUGAGCAAUGCAAUCAACACACCGAGUUUUUCGUGGCUGUGUAACCCUGCAGCCAGUGAGAUGGAAGUGAUUGUCAUGGAUGCCAUCUGCGACGCUUUUGGCCUGCCGCUCGAGAGGUUUGGAUGGCGGCAACGAGGCACCAAAGGGUUGAAGGGAGAUAAGGGUGGAGGUGUGAUGCAGCACUCUGCCACAGAUGGAAUGGUUGUCUCAGCCAUCGCUGCGCGUGAUACAAAGCUGCGUCUCCACCCAGAGGUUAAGGCCACCAACCUGGUGGCCUAUGUACCUGAAGUCAGUCACUUCUGCUCGACGAAGGGUGCUGCAUGCGCUGGAAUCACUCACCUGCGCAAAAUCAGAUGUCCGUGGAAUGACGCCGCAAAUAACUGGCCCAUGGAUGUUGACCAGUUAGAAGCUGCCGUCAAGGCCGACAUUGCGGCUGGGUUAACCCCGUGCUUCGUGACAGCCUCUAUUGGAGCCACGGGUACAUGCUCGAUAGAUCCCAUCAACAAGGUAGCAGAUAUCGCAAAGAAGUACAGCAUGUGGUUCACCGUGGAUGCGGCGUAUGCAGGAUCCGCUUCAAUGGUCCCGGAACUAAGACACCAUUUCAACGGCUGGGAACGAGCGGACACCAUCAUUAUCAACGGGUCCAAAUGGUUUGGCUGUCUCUUCAACUCGUCGUUCAUGUUCAUGGCUGACAACAAGGCAGUCGCUGCGUCGUUGAAUCACACGGCGGUGUACCUCAAGAGCGGAGAACGGCCCACGAAGGGCGUGGAGGUGGAAGAAGAUGGCAGCGAUAGCGGAUGUCAGACAGUCGCCGCCGAUACCUACAAUCCCGUCGACUUCAAAGACUUGCAGUUAUCACUUGGCAAAAACUGGAGAAGUCUAAAGGUGUGGACAAUGCUGCGAACCAUGGGCUUCAAGGAUCUGCGCAACAUGAUUCGAGAGCACAUCCGCUUGGCUAAGUACAUAGCAUCACAACUCAAUGAAUCGGGCUACUUCGAGGUCCUCACAUCGACUGACUUUGGUCUUGUGUGUUUCAGGCCGAGAGGAGAGACAGAGGAGCGUGUGCUGGAGUUCUUGGAAGAGAUUAACAAAGACCGAACUACUUUCAUGGUGAACACUGUCAUAGAGUCGAAGGCAAUUCUGCGCUUGUCUAUCGCGCACCCGGACUUCAGCGACGACGAUGCCAACUGGAUUAUCAACAAAUUGGUAACGGACGCUGCCGAUUUCGGUAUACAGAAGGCCUAGAUUGUGCCCAAUGUUCAGACGCAAAAUGCCCUCAUAUGGCUCCAAUCCGUACCAAAUAGGACAUUUUGUGGUCCAGCCGACGGGGGUGUCUCGUGCCAUAACAUGUAGAGCCCACUUUCUGAGAAUAUGGAAUGGUAGGUAUAGUUUUCUGAGCGAGCUUUGGGGCUGGCAUGUAGUCGAUACUCAUCAAUGGCCCAAUGUAGGUACGCUAUGGGGCAAAGGGCUUUUGAACCGUUAACCCUUGUGGAUUCUCCGAGAGGUACAACGUUUUGCUAUUCAGCUUCCAUUGUACUUGAAGUAAGGGCGAACGAGGAUGUAUGACAACAACGGUCGGAUUGAACCGUAGCGAGAUCAGAUAGGCGAAGGAGGGGGAUUCAGUUGCAGUGGCACAUCGAACGGCCGAAUGCGAAGAUUCGUUUUUAGUAGAAUUAUAUCAAGUCAAUGCUCGCUCAGGUCAAAAUUAGCUUAUUUAGGAGCUUUCUCGCAGGAGCCGUCUCAUCGUCUCACCAAUGAAACAGUACGUAGGACGAAUUAUAUUAGGCAAACGCACAUUGACAUUCUGACACGCAUGAGUACGGCGACCGAGAUAUUGUCAAUUAGCUAGUCUACUGGGGGGCAAGAGCGUGUAUACAUCGCACACACCUGGCGUAGUACUAUUAGUGCAUAAGUAAUAAAGCUGUGAUAAACGACCUCUGUAAUCGAGAGGCAUUGGAUCAGUCGCUAUAAAAGUUCAUCCAGAGUAUGGCUAAGAAGCACACGCCCAUGGGAAAGGGGAAACAGCUAACCCUAACCCCCACCGCCCCCUCGCCCAAAAAGGAAGUAGUAAUCGUAUCUAGACUAAUCCAAGCAAAUUCUCUCAUAAAUAAGUACAUCACUUAUUGUUGGCGCAUUAAAUUUGUCAGCUUCCAACCCCAAUAUUCGAGAUGUGUUAAAAUCUGCAUAUGCAAUGGCAACAAACAACACUGG